UUUUAUACUACGGCACAAACUCAAAGCUCACUUAUCUUCAACGUUCACCAUGCUAGAGGACCAGAAGACCAAGGUGAAGAUCACCUUCCUGGUUAUCCUGGUGGGCAUCUCGUCCAUGUUGGCGGCAGUGGUGACGGACCAUUGGGCGGUUCUGAGUCCCAGGGUGGAGCAGCUCAACACCACCUGCGAAGCGGCCCACUUUGGACUCUGGAGACUGUGUAAAAAGACUAUCUUCAUUGUGGAGGAAGACCCUGAGGGCAAAGGCUGUGGCCCUAUCAGCCUGCCAGGAGUCAAGAACUGCUCGUACUUCAAACACUUCACAUCAGGGGAAGAGGCUGAAGUUUUUGAAGUAAAGACUCAGAAAGAGUACAACAUCUCAGCCGCUGCUAUCGCCAUCUUCAGUUUGGCCUUCAUGACGCUGGGCAGUCUCUGCCUCCUGGGGGCUUUUGGGAAGGGUAGAGACUACCUACUGAGACCAGCUGGCAUGUUCUUUGCUUUUGCAGGCCUGUGUAUCGUCAUCUCCGUGGAGGUCAUGAGGCAGUCGGUCAAACGCAUGAUCGACAGCGACGAGACCAUAUGGAUCGAGUACUACUAUUCGUGGUCCUUCGCUUGCGCCUGCGCCGCCUUCACCCUCCUCUUCCUCAGUGGCCUCAGCCUCCUUAUCAUCUCCAUGCCACACAUGCCCAGAAACCCCUGGGAGACCUGCAUGGACGCCGACCCGGAUUCCAUAGACUAGUAUAGCGUCCACCGCAGAGUAAGAGCGCAACGCAACUGACACAGGAGUCAUACUAGCAGUGUGAAUGACAAUGAGAUGCAUUGACGCAUUGCAUUUAUAGAUGAUGAUAGUGAUGCAUUGAUAU
This is a messenger RNA of Rhinichthys klamathensis goyatoka, 860 nucleotides long. RefSeq names its product calcium channel, voltage-dependent, gamma subunit 1b (gene cacng1b). NCBI's taxonomy places the organism in Eukaryota, Metazoa, Chordata, Actinopteri, Cypriniformes, Leuciscidae. The record is from RefSeq and is a predicted model, not a curated record. Gene Ontology annotation, cellular component: L-type voltage-gated calcium channel complex; membrane. The transcript is spliced from 4 exons. The coding region runs from base 50 to 736 and encodes 228 amino acids. Gene Ontology annotation, biological process: calcium ion transmembrane transport; regulation of calcium ion transmembrane transport via high voltage-gated calcium channel. Gene Ontology annotation, molecular function: voltage-gated calcium channel activity; calcium channel regulator activity.